This is a messenger RNA of Pseudomassariella vexata, 264 nucleotides long. RefSeq lists its product as uncharacterized. The transcript has 2 exons. The record is from RefSeq and is a predicted model, not a curated record. Lineage: Eukaryota; Fungi; Ascomycota; Sordariomycetes; Amphisphaeriales; Pseudomassariaceae. Bases 1 to 264 code for a protein of 87 amino acids.
AUGAAGUUCCUCGCCGUACUCGUCCUUAUUACCUCGGUGACAGCUCUGUCGAUCGAGCCGCGUCACCAUUCGGGCAAGGCCGCUGGAGGCGGUGGUGGAAAGGGUAAUGCUGCCGGGGGUGGUGGGGGAGCAUUAGCUGGCCUCCUCGGAGGCGCGGCGGGCGGAGCAGGCGGUGCGGGCGGUGCUGGCGGGAAAGGAAAGGGAAAGGCUGGCGCGGCCGCUGGGGGCGGAGCACUCGCUGGCCUUCUCGGAGGGGCCAACUAA